Messenger RNA from Vanderwaltozyma polyspora DSM 70294, 618 nucleotides. It is a transcript of the gene IRC19, whose product is annotated as Irc19p. The record is from RefSeq and is a predicted model, not a curated record. Lineage: Eukaryota; Fungi; Ascomycota; Saccharomycetes; Saccharomycetales; Saccharomycetaceae. Bases 1 to 618 code for a protein of 205 amino acids. The transcript has a single exon.
AUGGAUUCAGUGCCUUCGAUAAGGAUAUUGACUAAAAAUGCAGUGAUAACUUCAAAGUAUACUUUAUUGAAGAAUCAUUCAAAAUAUUACAUGCCAAACCAUAAUCUGAAGGAUAUUGACGAAGAUACUGUAGUCAAGAUGUAUUAUAGAAGGUUUAUCAGGCUUCGACCACUUAUUUCUAGAACAAGAAUGGUUAAAGAAACUUAUACUUCGUACAUACGAUAUAAGUUUAAGAUUGAAAAUUAUCAAUUAAAAAGGAAACUUGUUACUGGUAUAGAAGAACAACGACCAUUGAUACCAACUUUACAAAAAUCGCUUGAGUUUAUUAUAAAAUCAGUUUCUUUUAUACCUGAAACCAAGACAAUUAAGUUUAAAAUUGCCAGAGAUAAUACAAUCUGUAGACAAGUUUUAAAAAAUUUGUUAACGGUUGAAUAUCAGAAAGAAAACUUUAUAGAGAAGAGAUCUAAAGGAUCGGAAUUAUAUCAAUUACUUCGAGUUGACUUUAAUCACCUAGUUAAUUCGAAUAAUAAUUUAAAAUUUACUUCACAGUUAAAAGUAUUUAAUGAUUUUGAUAUGUGUUUAAUAUUAAUGAAUGAAACCAUUGGAACUAGAUUAUAG